AUGCUGUUGUCGCCGGACGAAAUGCCGUCGGACGUUUUAUUGAGGCGAUAUUCACUCUACGACACUGUGGUCUUGGUGCUUACUUUUCUUCUGUUCACUGGGACGAUCACGGUAAUGGUUAAAAGUAAGAUGUCAAACUUUUCAAAUAUAUCAUUGUUAGCCUAACGCCAGGUAUAACGCUGUUUUGAAGCAUACAAAGAGUUUAAUGCGUCGAUUGGCCGAAAAUGUAAUUCUCCAAUUCAAAAAGCAUCUGUUUCUGCCGUUUUUUUAGGAUUUUUUUACCCAUUUCCUUUUGACCCUACAUUUUUCAAAGCGGCUUACAUUUUGCUUUUUAUAUCCCAUCACAAACCUAGAUAAUACUUUCCUCGAAAGUGACCAUUACAGAGACGGACCUGAUCCAGUGGCAAGAAACGUGCCAUUUUGUGUCCGGGAAGUAUCAAAAAAUGAAGCAAAAUGCCUCACUCUUCAACUAAAAAAAUGUCCGUUUUGAAGGUAUUCUUCUACAAAAAGAGCGCGCGCGUUUUUGAGAUUGGAGAUUUUUCAUUUGGAGAAGGAGGUAUUUUGCCACAUUUUCUGAUACUUCCCCGAUGCAAAAUAGUCAUUUUCUGUCAGUAGAUUGAUUCCGCCAUGUAGGCACUUCAUACCAAAAAAGGCUCCUCGUCAAAAUGGUCUUUUGUCCAAUAGUUUAGUGGAAAAAUCAAUUUUAAUUGAUUUUUCCACUAAAUAUUAAAAUAGGGAAAGUGCCCCAAAUGCGACGCUCAAAUUUGACAAAACUUUAAGAGCAUUUUUACCUAUGUAAGAAGUAUGCAAUAUCCUUCGUCUGCGCUUUUUUGUUUGUGACGAAAGCCAAAUCGUAGAAGAGCCCGAUUUACCCUAUUUGGCGUGACGUGGUACAUGAACCACGACCUCUAAAUAGUUCUGCGUACUGCGCUCUUUAGUGAAUGUCGACUUUUUUUGGAAAUAUAUAUACACUGUACUCCGUACGCCUGAAUUUUUUAUUUUUGCGCGACAUUUUCCAAGAUUUUCAGCUGCCCAGAUUGUACUUCAACCAGGAAGGCCAGAGAUAUUUUUUUGAAGGCUUUAUUCAUUCUAGCGAUCUCUCAGACCGAGGAGUCCAAAAAAAAUUUUCAAAAAUACAACAUAACAAGAUCAUUGUUUUAUGAAAAAACACACACUCUAAAUCCCAGCCUAGCCACUUCCAACAAUCGAUACUUUCAGCCCGAACCCACACGAUGAAGACCUAUCGCUACUACUUGAUCAACGAGCUGUUCUGGUCGCUCCUCUUCGACAUCAUGGGGAAUGUUAUAUGCCCAGUCACACUGUUCCCCGUCCCUUGCUACUUUGGUGUUGGUAUUGUGUUUCCGCUGGACCAGUCAGCCAUGAAAACGAUGCUAUUCGUCGGCACGUUUAUCAUGGUGGGCCGCGGGUCUUCGCUCGCAUUUCAAUUCGCCUAUCGUUUUGUCCAGUCGAUUCCUCCAAGCUCGUGGUUUCGAUUGAAAGGGAAAGUGAGCUUGGGAGCGCGUGAGAUCGUUGGAUUGUUUGUGCUCUUUGUGGGGUUCCAUUGCGCCAUCAUAUUCGUAGGUGUUUUCUGCUUACAAGGGAAGUGGUCAAAGUCAGAGCCCUCAAAUUAAAAUUAAACUUGUCGCAAGGUGAGAUUGAGCUUCUCCAUGACCUAUCAAGCGCCACCUACCUUGCGUUUUGCCGAAUGAAACCCGGGAUUUUAGGUGAGACGGUGGUGAAAUGCGGCGGUUUUUUGAGAAUUUUGGAACCAAAAGGUUAAUAAAUCUUUCUAUCGUAGACAGUCUGAAUUUUAAUGAGCAUUUUUCCUACAUCUGCAAAGAUUUUUUAGGAGGCGUAGCAGUUGUGGUACUUCCCUUUUUAGUCAGCUUCUCUGUGUUUCUAACCAAGACGUCCACAAUUUAUUCGUAUUUUUAGAUACCCCUAUGCUUCAGAUUCCCCGAUCAAGAAAGGGUAAAAAAAGUCUUGAUUAAAGAAGACCCUUUCUUCUUCCAAAUCUACGAGAAAUACCCGAACACGCUCUGCUUCGGAAACGGUACAAGACUAGGCGAAGGAGUCUACAGUCUGAUCUACAUCAUCUUCUUUAUCGUCGCCUCUGUGGUGGUUGCAACUACAGUGAUGUAUCGUUGCAUACGGAAGUCCAAUUUUUCCAUGAACACUCAGCGAAUGCAGCUGAUGUUGUUCUGGUCGCUGGUGGCUCAGUUCGGAGUGGCGCUGGCCACAUUGGCCAUUCCCGGCGCCUUUUAUUUUAUCGCGCCGUUCCUCGGUGUACGCUAUCUGCCUACGCUGCUGGUUUAUUGUACGUUCCCGGUGUUGACUCAAACAACGCUGGAUUGUGUGAUGAUCUUGUACUUUAUCAAGCCCUAUCGCACCUACGUCAAGAAGGCUUAUCUGAGAAUGAGCGGCGGUAAUGUGGCCGAGGUACCGUCGAUCUACACGACCACCGAGGUCUCACAACGACGCGUGACGUUGAUUACAACGUGA
This is a messenger RNA of Bursaphelenchus xylophilus (pine wood nematode), 2502 nucleotides long. The record is from the annotation of a GenBank genome assembly. Lineage: Eukaryota; Metazoa; Nematoda; Chromadorea; Rhabditida; Aphelenchoididae.